ACAUUCAGGGACAUCUUUCACUGUUGUCGGACACAAGGGGGUGGGUUCGACACGCACCGGUCACCGUCUGAGAUACGAGCGGUGGUGCCGGCUGUCAGAGCUAGUGCUCGGUGACACGUCCGGAUCCUGUCGCUUCAGUCCCGGGAGGUGUGAGCUCCAGGGAGAGAGUGUUCCCGGCAUGUGGGAACACAGCGGUGCGGACGGGAGCGCCUGCUUCCCCCAGCUGCUGUCUGCGGACCGCAAGCAGGUGCGGCAGACGGUGCAGACCCUGGUUCUGGGGCUGCACCGGGACAAGGAGAAGCUGGUCCGAUCUUUCCUGGGGUAUCCGAGCAGCCGGCAGCUCCUGCUGACCCUCUGCGGCUUCCUGGGCUCGGGAGAGACGCGCCUGUGCAGUGAUGUGGCGUAUAUACUGGGCACCAUUGCAGAGAAUGAGGUUGGUGCACAACGUUUGGUGAUGGUGGCUCAGAACCAGCCACAGGAGUCUGGCAACCUGCUGGGCAACCUGAAUGCCAUGUUAAAGUGGACGGAUGAUGAAGCCGUGAUGAACGCUGCAGGUGCACUCAGCACCAUGGCUGAGACUGUUGAAGGCCGACAGUGGUUACUGAAUGACCCCCAAAUUGAGGAGAUAGUGGGCAAUGUGACGGCACUCCUGGACAGUGUAAAUGGCUGGACAGCCAGCAAUGCAGCUCUGGUGCUGGCGAGGAUCACGAUCUGCGAAUCUGGCUGCAGGAAGCUCCUGGAGCACCCUCAGUGCUGGCACACACUCAGCAAGCUGAUCGCAUCUUUGGGUGUCGAUGAGGCAGGCUGUGGAAUGAGUGCAGCUUUUGCACUAGGACGCCUCUGUAAUUUGGACAUCGGUCGCAAACAAACGCUGGACAUGGAAGAGGCCCCAGCUAUGAUUACAGCGCUGGAGAAGAUGAUGUCACACGAGGACACUGGAGGAAGCAAAAACGCCUGCUUUGCAUUGAGCUGCCUGGCUGCAGAUAAGGAUGGACACGCCCAUAUCCUGCAGAAUCCCGUCUUCCCACAAAUAUUAAAUACUUUGUGCAUUUUACUGGAAUCACAAGAGCAGGAGUCAGCCUGGUUUGCUGCCAUGACGUUAAGAGUGUUGGGCAGCCAUCCAAAAGGGGUUAUCAAGCUGAGAGAGCACCCGAAAAUCUCAACACUGUUAAAGACUGUGGCCUGCUCUCCCACUGCCGGCAAGGAUCUGCUGGAAGAAGUGGACUUCACCUUGAGAAAACUGCAGCCUCUCUCCAAGCCUCCUCCUCCUCGUGUAGACAUUCUGAGUGCAAAUUCAAUCCGAAUCAGUUGGAAUAAGCUUGUUCUUGACAGCGGACUGGAGGUGAUAUACAGUUUGUUCGAUGGAGAUAGGUUACUGUAUAAAGGCUCAGAUUGCAGCUUCGUCCUAACAGAAGUAAAAGUGAGUAAAGAAUAUGCCUUCAAGCUGCACGUUUCCACCGAGGGAGACGAUGGAUUGUGCAGUGACGUUGCCACGGCGACUUUGGAAGGGUCUGUACCAAGUUGCCCGUUGAACUUUCGGGUGAUUGGCUGCACUCCAACACAGCUGAAGCUGGCGUGGUCUCCCCCAGCAGAGCCUAAUGGUGUCAUCAAGUGUUACAUUGUGUACAGAGGUGACACAGUGAUUGAAUCAACUUCAGAGCGGAGGUGCAUAGUGAGUGGACUCACGCCUUCCAAAUCCUAUGAGUUUCAUGUGUGUGCCUGCACAAGCAAAGGAAAGGGUGAGAGGUCCUCUCUCGCCGCAAGUACCGCUGAUCCCGGUGACCAUGCCCCUGGGAAACUGACCCUCAACGUCCUGGGGCGCAAUGAGAUGUUCAUCACCUGGAACGUGCCAGAGGUGCCACUGGGACGCCUGUUCAAUUUUGAACUCUGCAUGAACGGGAAGGUGGUGUAUCUGGGAGCAGACCGCUGCUUCACCGCCAGGCGCCUGACAGCGAACACGGAAUACGCCUGCACCGUCAGUGCCAUCACCAGUGAAGGGAAAUGUGAGAGCAAGCCAGUAAUAAAGAGGACAGCCAAGGAUGAGUAUAUAAAUACAACCAGAUGCCUUUACUCUCCAUCCCGCAGAACCCAAUCGGUUGCUUCACCUUCAGCCAGAGAAGGAUCCGACUUAUCCGAACGACUCCGAAAGUCCAGAACCCAACCUAGAACUCAUAAAGAACAGUUCCCUGGCAAAACGCCCAAAGCUCACCAUGUCCCCAGUAAAGGGAGUCUAAAAGGAACUCAUAAGCUAUACAACACAGAAGUUAUAGCCAAAACUGUCACACGGCACAAGCCUCAGUUUUAACAAUUGUGUAAAUAACUUCCAGGAGCCACACAGAUUUAUUUUGUACAGCAGCUGCAAUUGUGUAGUUAGAGUAGCAAUUGACACCAGAAGCAGAUUGGUAUUUUCAGCUCUUAGAAGUGUCCUUUGUAGCUUGUGUUUUUUGUCUUUUUAUAAAUGCAAUGGAAAAGCAGGUUCCAGCUCUUUAUGCAAAAGUGAGCUCGGUUGUGACAAACAGAUCACAAUCUUAGAUUAACAGAUGGGUUUUUGCAUAGGAACCAACUCUCCUAUCAGCUCUUUCUCUCCGAUUUAAAGGAUUAAUGUAUCACCCUGGUGAUCAAGAAGUAUGGACUCCCAGCUUUCAAUAAGAUUACCUCAUGUCUUGUCCAACUGCUUACCCAGUGGAACAUCAGUCCUGGUGGGACAUCAACAGAGUCUUGUGCAUAAACUCCUGUUCCAUCCUCCACGACCAGGCUUUUUCCACUCAAAGAAGAAUCUAAAACCUGGGGUCAUUGUGUGGGGGGAGAAAAAAAAACAGGUCACCGUCACCCACUUGAGGUAGAGGUGACAUGAAAUUUCUUCUCCCAGAAUGUUGUCAGUCUUUGGAUCUUUCUUCCUCAAUGGGCAGUGGAAGCUGAGUCUUUGAAUAUUUUUAGAGCAGAGGUAGAUAUGGAUUGAUAAGAAAGGGGUGAAAGGUUACCACGGAUUGACAGGAAUAUGGUGUCAAGAUUACAAUCAGAUCUGCUGUGAUCUUACUAAAUGGUGGAGCAGGCUUGAGGA
Messenger RNA from Pristis pectinata (smalltooth sawfish), 3061 nucleotides. Its product is annotated as titin-like. Lineage: Eukaryota; Metazoa; Chordata; Chondrichthyes; Rhinopristiformes; Pristidae. The transcript has 9 exons. The record is from RefSeq and is a predicted model, not a curated record. Gene Ontology annotation, molecular function: protein binding. The coding region runs from base 179 to 2305 and encodes 708 amino acids.